Messenger RNA from Trichosurus vulpecula (common brushtail), 5370 nucleotides. It is a transcript of the gene NFRKB, whose product is annotated as nuclear factor related to kappaB binding protein. Lineage: Eukaryota; Metazoa; Chordata; Mammalia; Diprotodontia; Phalangeridae. Bases 258 to 4208 code for a protein of 1316 amino acids. The transcript is spliced from 27 exons. The record is from RefSeq and is a predicted model, not a curated record. Gene Ontology annotation, cellular component: Ino80 complex. Gene Ontology annotation, molecular function: protease binding.
ACGCUGGCGGGAGCGAGCACGUCCGAGACCCGGCGGCUGCGGCCCUGGGAAGUGUAACCGGGGUCAGGGCUGUGGCAGCCGCUUAGGGUUAACUAGGAACACCUGGGUUCAAGUCCUGUCUCUAUGACACAUACUGUCUGUGUGACUUUGGCAAGUCACUUAAUCUUUCAUGGCUCUAGACAUCUCUCUUAGACCCUAAGUUGCAGAGAGAAGGUGCUGACCUGCAUUGGUAGAGGCGUACUCGUGGAAAGUAAACAAUGGAUGCUCUGGAUCACAUGCUUACGGAUCCUUUGGACCUGGGGCCAUGUGGAGAUGGCCAUGGCACUCGAAUUAUGGAGGACUGCAUGCUAGGAGGGACCAGGAUUAGCCUGCCAGAGGACCUAUUGGAAGAUCCUGAGAUAUUCUUUGAUGUAGUUAGCCUCUCAACAUGGCAUGAUGUGCUGAGUGACUCUCAGCGUGAGCACCUCCAGCAGUUCCUGCCUCACUUCCCUGAAGAUAACAUCGAGCAGCAAAAUCAGCUUAUUCUAGCCCUAUUCAGUGGGGAAAACUUUCGUUUUGGGAAUCCAUUGCACAUUGCCCAGAAACUCUUUCGAGAUGGGCACUUUAACCCGGAAGUAGUGAAGUACCGGCAGCUGUGCUUCAAGUCUCAAUACAAGCGCUACCUCAACUCUCAGCAGCAGUAUUUCCAUCGGCUACUGAAACAGAUUCUCGCCUCACGCACAGACUUGUUAGAGAUGGCUAAGACGAGUGGCCCUGCCCUUCCCCUUCGAAGGAAACGGCCUUCACUAUCCUGUACCCCUGAAGAAAGAGAACGACGCACUCAGCAGCGCUAUUUGAAGGUUCUUCGGGAAGUUAAGGAAGAAUGUGGAGAUAGCACCUUAUCCUCUGAUGAAGAAGAUCUCAGCUCAUGGCUUCCGAGCUCUCCAGCCCGUUCUCCUAGUCCUGCGGUGCCCCUGAGGGUGGUGCCCACGCUUUCAACCCUGGAUAUGAAAACUGCAGAUAAGCUAGAACUCGGGGACAACGAUCUGAAGAUGAUGUUAAAGAAACACCAUGAGAAGCGGAAACACCAACCCGAUCACCCAGAUCUUUUGACAGGGGACUUGACUCUCAAUGACAUCAUGACACGAGUGAAUGCUGGCAGAAAGGGCUCCCUUGCAGCUCUGUUUGACUUGGCUGUCCUCAAAAAAAAGGCAAAAGAGAAGGAAGAGAAGAAGAAAAAGAAGUUGAAAAUGAUAAAAUCUGAGAUAGAUGAUCUAGCUGAACCUCUGAGCAGUACAGAGGGGAUCCCACCCCUAUCCCAGGCCCCAUCCCCACUGCCAAUCUCUGCCAUCAAAGAAGAGCCUCUUGAAGACCUCAAGCCCUGCCUUGGAAUCAAUGAAAUAUCAUCUAGUUUCUUCUCCCUCCUACUAGAGAUCUUGCUCAUGGAGGGACAGGCUAGUCUUCCUAUGCUGGAGGAGCGAGUCCUGGAUUGGCAGUCAUCUCCAGCCAGUACCCUUAAUAGCUGGUUCUCCUCAGCUUCCAACUGGGCAGAAUUAGUGUUACCAUCCCUGCAGUAUCUUGCUGGAGAUAGCCGAGCUGUUCCUUCUAGCUUUUCUCCAUUUGUUGAGUUCAAGGAGAAGACCCAGCAGUGGAAACUGAUUGGCUCAUCCCAAGACAAUGAGAAGGAAUUAGCUGCCUUAUUCCAACUGUGGCUAGAAACCAAAGAUCAAACUUUCUGUAAGCAGGAAAAUGAAGACAGUUCAGAUGCCACAACACCAGGUCCCCGAGUAAGAACUGACUACGUGGUCCGGCCUAGCACAGGGGAAGAGAAACGGGUUUUUCAGGAGCAGGUGAGGAAGAACUUGAAACAGUGUGAACCUGGGAUUAGUGAAAAUGAACGUUUCCGUUAUAGCCAGCCCCACAAAGCUUUCACCUUCCGAAUGCAUGGAUUUGAAUCAGUGGUGGGGCCAGUCAAAGGUGUCUUUGACAAAGAGACCUCACUUAACAAGGCCCGGGAGCAUUCCUUGCUGCGUUCCGAUCGCCCUGCCUAUGUCACCAUCCUGUCUCUUGUCAGGGAUGCUGCAGCCCGACUGCCCAAUGGAGAAGGGACUCGGGCUGAAAUCUGUGAAUUGCUGAAGGAUUCCCAGUUUCUUGCUCCAGAUGUUACCAGCACUCAGGUGAAUACAGUAGUAAGUGGUGCUCUGGACCGACUACACUAUGAGAAAGACCCAUGUGUAAAAUAUGAUAUUGGACGAAAGUUGUGGAUCUACCUUCACCGUGACCGGAGCGAGGAAGAGUUUGAGAGAAUUCACCAGGCGCAGGCAGCUGCGGCAAAAGCCAGAAAAGCCCUUCAGCAAAAACCUAAGCCCCCUGCCAAGGUGAAGUCCAGUAAUAAGGAGAGCUCUGUGAAGGUGCUUAACAGUGGUACAUCAGAGCCAGGUCAGCUAAGUCUUAGUGACUCCAGCAUGCCAGCCACUCCUGUCACACCUGUCACCCCAACCACCCCAGCCUUGCCUGCUACUCCCAUAUCACCUCCACCUGUGUCAGCAGUUGGCAAGAAUAUACCUAGUACAGGCCCAGAACCAGCUAAAUCUAGCCCAAGCGUUCUUCUGGUAUCCUCACCAACAAUGCCUCAAUUGGGAACAUUGCUCUCCCCAACUCCAAGCAACCAGACUCCACCAAAUUCCCAGUCCACUGGCCGGGUGGUGAGCCAUUCUGGCUCGACUGGACUUCCCCAGGUGCGGGUGGUAGCCCAGACCAGCCUUCCCGCUGUCACUCAACAGCCCACCAACUCAACACAGACACUGCCACAGAUGCCAGUAGGCCCCCAAAUCCGGGUUCCAGCCACUGCUACGCAGACCAAAGUCAUACCACAAACAGUGAUGACAACAGUUCCAGUAAAAACUCAGCCUGCCCCAACCCCAGCAGCUGUGCAGCGGCCUGGGCAAGGCCAAGCAGGACUCACAGUGACAGGUCUCACUGCCUCCACUAGCCCUGCAGCAAAACCUGCCACCAGCUCCCCUGGAAGCUCUGCAUCAAGUUCCUCUACAACCACUGUUAUCCAGAAUGUCCCUGGCCAGAAUAUUAUCAAACAGGUGGCAAUUACAGGACAGCUGGGUAUGAAGCCUCAAACAGGCAACAGCAUCCCACUAACAGCCACUAACUUCCGCAUCCAGGGUAAGGAUGUUUUACGCCUGCCUCCCUCGUCCAUCACCACUGAUGCCAAGGGCCAAACGGUGCUACGUAUAACUCCUGACAUGAUGGCUACCCUGGCCAAGUCCCAGGUCACCACAGUCAAACUGACUCAGGACCUCUUUGGGGCAGGAAGUGGUACUCCAGGAAAGGGAAUCUCUGCUACUUUGCACGUCACUUCCAACCCUGUGCAUGCAUCUGACACCCCUGUCAAGGCCAGCUCAGCUACUGCCCCUUCAUCUACUCCAGCAGGCACCACUGUGGUCAAAGUAGCCCCUGACCUGAAACCUGCAGAAGCCUCAAGCUCAGCUUUCCGUUUGAUGCCCGCACUUGGUGUGAGUGUGGCAGACCAAAAGGGCAAAGGUGCAGUGGCUUCGACAGAGGCAAAGCCCGCCGCCACAAUUCGCAUUGUGCAGGGACUGGGAGUGAUGCCUCCUAAACCAGGCCAGACCAUAACAGUUGCCGCCCAUGCCAAGCAAGGGUCCUCCUCAGCAGGUGGGCCUGGAGCUGCUCAUACUUCCACUGUGUCCUUGCCCAGUAUGAGUGCUGCUGUGUCAAAGGCUGUGGCGGUGGCUUCUGGGGCCACAGGCACCCCUAUCAGCAUCGGGACGGGAGCCACCACCGUGCGACAGGUCCCUGUGAGCACAACGGUUGUAUCCACUUCCCAGGCUGGUAAGCUGCCUACAAGGAUUACAGUGCCACUGUCAGUGAUCAGCCAGCCCAUGAAAGGCAAAAGCGUGGUUACAGCUCCGGUCAUCAAGGGCAACCUCGGAGCCAAUAUCAGUGGAUUGGGCCGGAAUAUUAUCCUCACUACCGUGCCGGCUGGCACCAAGCUCAUCACUGGUAACAAACCUGUUAGCUUCCUCACUGCUCAGCAGCUGCAGCAGCUGCAGCAAGGCCAGGCCACGCAGGUACGCAUCCAGACAGUCCCAGCUUCCCACCUUCAACAGGGAACAGCUUCUGGAUCUUCCAAAGCUGUCUCUACUGUCGUCGUGACCACAGCCCCAUCCCCAAAACAGGUGCCUGAACAGCAGUGAACAUGGCCUUCCAGGGAAAGAAGAUGGCUUCUCAUGGACUCUCCUGGAUUUGUUCUCCCAGCUGAAGAGAAUAGGAGCUACAUCACACCUGUAAACCCUCCUUCUUAAGGAGAGAAAGGCCAGGUAGUGGGGCGAUGUCAGCAAACUGGAUUCUGCAGUCACAGGAUCUAGUGAAUAAUACCUAAAAGGGCCCCAGUUCACUCCAGGUUUCCUGAGCCUGCUUUGUGGAUUAAUCUAGGGCAAGACAGUUUAUUACAAUUGUAUGUGGUCCCAACUAUACCAUACGGACCAGAAUUUUCUCCCUUGCUGUUGAUUGGAGUCAAGUAGGAGAAUUAUGAGAGAGUUGCAGGCUCUGUGAGCAAGCCUUAAACUUGUUAUGUGGAGAUCUUCAGUGAUAGAUUUUAGCCUCACAUGGUAUUCCUUAGUCACUUCUGUGACUGGUGGAUUGGAUACCAGGUUUAGGUGACAUUUUGUGUCCAGAAAAUAAUUUUAUAUAACUUAUUGGUUUUUUUUUAAGAUACUGUUGCACCCCUUUCUCAAAACGGAAGCUUGGGCUUUAGCCCUUAAAUAGAUCACUUAGUCUCUUUUAAGGGAAUAGCUGGUAUACCAGCAGACUAGUGCAGAUUUUUUUAUGACUGUGAUAGAGAAAUGUGGCUGCAGAAAAUGUAGUUAAUGGAUGAACUACAGUGGAUUUCCUGAAAUGAGACUAGAGAUGGAAACUGCCUAUAUUAUAAGAUGGUAUGGGGACUUUGAACAUGGUGUAAGUUUAUUGCUAAGUCUUUAGACUUUGUCUGUAGACUUUGCUCCUCUUAUCAAACAGUGGCCCAGAAAAAGUGAGCAGGCUCCAGGGCAACACUACCAUUUAUGCUGCUUUUGCUGUCUUGCAUUAGGACCUUUAUUCCCUGUUAGUGGUAUUGCUCUCACUUCUGGUCUUGGAAUAAGGAAGAAGAGUAGCAAGGCACAGGGCCAAGGAGCAACCUAUCCAACAAGCACUGAUCUUACACAUAUUGACCUGAAGUUUUAAAACAUUUUAUUAAUACAGGCUGUUUCAUGCUUCUUUUAGCAGUCUCUAUUGCUGCCUGACAUUGCUCUUUUAAAAAAAUUUUUAAGUGUAAUAUAUAAUUAAAUGUGCUGUUAACACCAUAUGCCUUCUUGUUUGCUU